Molecule: messenger RNA, 957 nt
Organism: Chaetomium fimeti
Lineage: Eukaryota; Fungi; Ascomycota; Sordariomycetes; Sordariales; Chaetomiaceae
Exons: 4
Coding region: 1-957 (318 amino acids)
Source: RefSeq, a predicted model, not a curated record
AUGGUGUUGCUCGUUGACACGUUUAAGUCGGGCGAAUUUGCCCGACGAGCCCGGGCAGUUGUUGCCGGAUCUCGGCUUCUCAGUUUGCGGGACGAUGCAGCCCCCCAAACCGACCCCAAACUUGUGCUGGACUUCGCCUGGACUGCCGGCACUGAAAGGCGCUGCCGUCGCGAUCCGAAACCAAAACUCGGCCCGGAAACCCCCAUCCCCCCAAUUCCCCCACAUCGGCAGCCCUAUCGUCUGGGCAUGGCGUCAGUCGCAUAUGGCAGGCAGCCGAUCGGCAACACGGCAUGCUGUGAACAGCAAGAGGAACAGCGAGGCAGAGACGAAGAGUCUGGGCCCCAGCCACCGUUUCCCGUCAUGUUGUAUCACGUCGCGAAUAGCGGCAUCCGCGGGAGGAAAGAGCGAGAAGAGCGAGAAACGGCACAGCGGGCGAGGCGGCUAAGGCGGGCAAGGCGGGAGAGGGAGAACGGGCUGACGGAGGAGCCGAUGGCGAGGGACGCCGAGCACGGCCGAGCAAGUCCGGCCGCCUUCCAGACGAGCAACCGGCCGGCGCCAAGCGUGGGGAACAGGGAAGACAUGGCGUGCCGAGACUCGGCGCCAAGCGGGAUGACCUCGCUGCGCAUUCCUGCCCGGGGCUCUCACCCUAUCACAGCUCCCCCUGCCAUCGGCUUGACAAAGACCAAUACACCCCCAAGCCGCCCCCCGGAGUCAAAGAACGACGCCUUCGGAGCCCAUCGCCACCCGCUUGCAGCUUAUCAUUCCCAGACCGGAUCUAAGAGGCUCAACGCUCCCCCACAGUGGGGCAUCAGCGAUGCCCGCCGCGCAGAACUGCGACUCAACACCGGAUGUGAGCUGGGCACGCUGGGAUACACCUCUUGGUUUGGUCUUGGCCCAACAGGCCCAAACAUGGUUUCUGUGCGGUUUGCCGGGUUAUCGGUGAGGAAAAGAGCGUGA